Molecule: messenger RNA, 477 nt
Organism: Rotaria sp. Silwood1
Lineage: Eukaryota; Metazoa; Rotifera; Eurotatoria; Philodinida; Philodinidae
Source: the annotation of a GenBank genome assembly
AUGGAAUGGCUUGAUGCAAUCGUUGUUAUUGCUUCUUUUGCUGUCGAUAUAGUUACCAUAUAUAAAAAGAGCAUUUUUGCUGAAAUAUCUUUAUUGUUUAUCUCUCUUCGUUUGUGGCGCUUGACUCGAAUCAUCAAUAGUGUGGCUCAGACCAUUCGAUCAGAAGAUGAAACUAAAAAGAAGAAUUUGGCUACUAGUUAUAAUAAACUGAUCGAACUGCUCUUGAGUAUUUCAGAAAAAAAGAGCUUAGCUAUCUCUGACUUUAGUCGCAAGAUGGCACCAGAAAGUAACCAGAAUAUUAUUGGCGAGUUCGAAGCAAUCGAUCAAGCUUGUCAUAACAUUCUUCAGGAUUGCCAACAUACAUCGUCACUUACUGUUGUCACUGAGAUGGCACGCCGUUUACAAGAUGCCUUAGAAAAAUUCCAAUGGAAACCACAAGCCGAUAGUAAAUUAUCAGGCUCGAACAUUGACAAUUGA